AUGUCCCACAACGAACAGUCGGGGGCCGACGUGGCGGAGGACUACAAGCAGGCUUUGGAGGAUCUGAACUCAACCAACAGGGCCGACAUCAGCACGUUGACGACCAUUGCACGAGAGAAUACCGAGCACGCCCAGAUCAUCACAGAUAUUCUCCAGAGGCAUAUCAUUAAAGCACCGGCGCACAAGAAGCUGCCUGCUAUAUAUGUGCUCGAUUCAAUCGUUAAAAACGUCGGCACACCCUACACUCUAUUCUUUGGAGCUCAGCUUUUCCAGACCUUUAUGGAGGCCUAUGCUGCUGUGGACGGCCAUGUCCGUCGCAAGAUGGAGGAGACACUGCAGACGUGGAAGCAACCUGUGCCUCAGUCGCUCGACGACAGGCCUGUGUUCCCGCCAGAAGUCACGAAGCCGAUUGAGGAAUCGUUGAACAAAGCGCGGAAUUCAGCUUUGGCUCUCCAGGCGCAAGGUCGUGGACACCCCGUGGGUAGAGCCCGUGGCGCAGGAAUUCAUAGGGCAACGCCGACACCACCCGGCAUGAGGCCAGGAUCGAGCCAGCCCGGAUAUCCUGGCCCGCCACCUCAUGCACAACAGCAACAGCUCAACGGUAGCCGGCCACCUAGCGUUCAACAACAGCAGGCACCGGCACCCUAUCCCCCACCACAGGCAUAUGGCGGCCUCCAGCCUACUGCUGGUGCCCCCACACCGUUCCAGGCGUCGCCGUCGCAGCAUAAUUCCGUGAACAUUGCCGUGUUGAAGCAUGACAUCCAGGAGCUCAUCACCGCCUCCACGUUGGAAGCGGCGCAGUAUCCGCACGAUGGGGUUAUUAAGGCGAGGCUGCAGGGGUUGCAUGAUUUACAAAGGUUGCUUCAAACCCAGGACAUGCCGCAGGAUCAUUUGAUCCUCAUUAAAAAUCAAGUAGCCGAUCUCGCUUUAAAAGUGAGGCCACAGUCGGUCCCAAGCUCUGCCCCUAUUGCUGCUGCUACGCCCGUAUCAUACCACCCACCGCCGCCUGCACCCGUGGCGCAUAUAGCGCCGCAGCCAGCCUCAGUCACACUUGAUUCUCUGCUUGGCCAGGGCGCGCUGGCGAGUCUCUUGGCUCGACAGUCUGCGACGCCGCAGGCGCAAACGCCGGCGCCAGCUCCGCCGCCUUACGCCGGCAUGCCGAUUCGAUCGCCUCAGCCGCCCGUGGCCGUGCCGUCACGACAGCCUAGCGCGGCACCGACCCCGGAUCCGAUGGCGUUGCUCGCCGGUCUGCGCAUGGCCGGUCUCCUGGGCGGCACGCCUACGACUACACCGCCGGUACCGACACCAAUACCCAACCUGCCACAUCCUGGGCUGCCUCUGCCAUCGCUCGGGGGUGUCCCUCCUCCACCACCCCCGGGAGGGAUACCGCCGCCAGGGGCCGGCAUCAUACCUCCAAACAUCGCGAGUUUGCUUAGCGGCAGUAAUCUUCCGCUGUCCGUGCGUAUGAUGGACCAAUACAGCUCAAUUCAACGUCACUAA
Molecule: messenger RNA, 1500 nt
Organism: Verticillium dahliae VdLs.17
Lineage: Eukaryota; Fungi; Ascomycota; Sordariomycetes; Glomerellales; Plectosphaerellaceae
Exons: 3
Coding region: 1-1500 (499 amino acids)
Biological process (GO): termination of RNA polymerase II transcription
Cellular component (GO): cytoplasm; mRNA cleavage factor complex
Molecular function (GO): mRNA binding; RNA polymerase II complex binding
Source: RefSeq, a predicted model, not a curated record